Suillus clintonianus is the source of this 1005-nucleotide messenger RNA. Its product is annotated as short-chain dehydrogenase. Lineage: Eukaryota; Fungi; Basidiomycota; Agaricomycetes; Boletales; Suillaceae. The transcript has 6 exons. The record is from RefSeq and is a predicted model, not a curated record. Bases 1 to 1005 code for a protein of 334 amino acids.
AUGGGCAAGCUCACCACUUUCGGGUUUCUUCGCGAGCAAUGGACGGACCUCCCCAUCUCCACUACGGACGUCAGCGAUCAGUCGCUGGUCGUGGUCGGUGCUAAUGUCGGGCUUGGAAACGAAGCUGCCGUGUAUUUGGCCCAGCUGAAACCCAAGAGCCUGUUGAUCACCAGCAGAGACGAAGUCAAGUGCGAACAAUCAAAAGCAGACGUGGAGACCCGGUCGGGCAUGACUGAUAUCGAAUCCUGGCCUCUUGAGUUAAGCUCAUUCGACUCAGUGCGUUCUUUUGUGAACAAUUUCGAGGCGAAGGGCUGCACAGCAAAUGUUGUGAUCGCCAACGCAGGCGUGUCGACGACGAAGUACACGAAAACUCUGGAUGGCUAUGAAACUUCAUUGCAAGUGAAUUACCUGUCAACCGCUCUGUUGAGCAUAUUGAUGCUGCCUCACCUCAUCAAGACCGGGACUCCUGAACAUGCUUCAAGACUAGUUAUUGUGUCUAGCGUGGCUCAUUUUCAAGCCAACAGGCUAGAAGGAGCAGAGAAAUGGCCUAGUAUCAUCGAAAUGAUCAACGAUGAGGCCGUGAUGAUGAACCGAUAUCAACUAUCCAAACUCCUCGAAGUGAUGUUCAUCCGUGAGCUGUCUUCUCGGCUUUCCACACCAACGUUGGUCGCAGUUUCCGCGGUCAAUCCUGGUCUUUGCCACUCCCGUCUUACACGAGAUGUCGAUCCUUUCUCCAAGUUUUUUAUGAAUAUUCUCCAAGGGUUACUGGCACGCACGACUGAGAUGGGCAGUCGGACACUUGUCCAUGCGGCAAUCGAGCCAGGUGAGAGGGAACGGCAUGGCCGCUACCUGUCGAGUUGCGAAGUUACCGAAGAGAGCGACUAUGCUCUCAGUGCGGAAGGAAGGGAGGUGUCGAAGCGUUUGUGGCAUGAGACCCUCAAGAUUCUUGGAGACAUCGAUCCAAGAGUCAACACAAUUGUGUCUGAGAACCUCAUCAAGGCAUGA